Chondrus crispus (carragheen) is the source of this 398-nucleotide messenger RNA. RefSeq lists its product as hypothetical. Lineage: Eukaryota; Rhodophyta; Florideophyceae; Gigartinales; Gigartinaceae. Bases 1 to 213 code for a protein of 70 amino acids. The record is from RefSeq and is a predicted model, not a curated record. The transcript has 4 exons.
AUGUCUCCAGAUUGCACCUCGGAGAUCUCUUUUCUCCCCCAAGCGCAACCGCAAUGGCUUUUGUCGCUUCCUUCACCGGCGUCCCCGUUGUUAGGAACGCUCGCGCCCUCGUUUCGUCCAGGCCCGCCCGCGUGCGUACUACUAGGACAAGAAUGUCCCUUGCUCCUAUCGCGCAGACCAUCGCUUUCAAGGCCUCCGAGGCCUCGCAAUUGAUCGCAGUGAAGGACGGCGACUUCGGCGGUUACACUGGGCCUAUAAUUGGCCUCCUUAUCAUCGGUGUCAUCAUCGCUGUCCUCACUCCUCCGGUAAAGGAAUAGAUCCCUGCCCUUUGUUUUGGAGCAGGUCAUUUCGACAUGUGCUCCUGAUAAUAGUUUCUACUAAACGGUGUAUCGCGCUGA